Messenger RNA from Xiphophorus couchianus (Monterrey platyfish), 1006 nucleotides. Its product is annotated as trypsin-like. The transcript is spliced from 6 exons. Gene Ontology annotation, biological process: proteolysis. Bases 241 to 984 code for a protein of 247 amino acids. Gene Ontology annotation, molecular function: serine-type endopeptidase activity. The record is from RefSeq and is a predicted model, not a curated record. NCBI's taxonomy places the organism in Eukaryota, Metazoa, Chordata, Actinopteri, Cyprinodontiformes, Poeciliidae.
UCAGUACGCCAACAACAUGCCAAACCGCAAAUGUAUGGAGUUUCCCCACUUUUAGAACACCCCGCUCCAAGGUGUUCUGCUUUACCCAACACCAUGAGAUGUUAAAGUUUCUCUGUAUGCAGAUGACAGCACAGAUCUUUGUCUAUCCUGUCAUUGGUGGCUUUCUUUCAACAGGAAGUUGUGAUCAGAGUUUAAAAGCUGCUGCAGGACUGCAGACAUUCACAGGAAGCUGGACCAGCAAUGGCUCUGCUGAAGGUUCUGCUGCUGCUUGGGCUGGGUGUUUCAGUGAACUCAGAUGUUUCUGUGCAGAAGAGAAUCAUUGGAGGUCAAAACUGCCAUGUCACGGAGCGUCUUUAUCAUGUUCGGGUUGAGAGCAGCAAGGGUAAUAAAGUGGACCGCUGUGGAGGAUCUCUGAUCCACCCUGAGUGGAUCCUGACUGCAGCUCACUGCUGGAAGUCGGAGCCAGGAUGGACUAACAGAGUAAUUUUAAAAGUUCAUCCACGGACUGCUGGGCAGUACAAUCCGGUAAUCCAACAAGCUCCUGUGAUUUACGACCUGGGCCAUGACAUCAUGUUGCUGAAGCUUGAGACACCAGUAACAGAUGUUCCAGUUGCCCGGCUACCAGACUGCAGUUAUCUUCUUAAAACAGACGAUGUUGUUCAGCUGGCAGGAGAGGGAGCAACAACAGUCGACUACCGUAGAGCGCGAUUGAGAAUUUCUGCUAUUCCAGCACAUCUUCAAUGUGUCGACAUGAAAGUUGUUGGUGUUUCCAUUGUCCGGCCGAAAUAUGGGCGUGUAUUCAGUGCUCAAGCACUGAACCAGGAUAUGUGCUUUGGCGACUCUGGUGGAGCAGUGGUGUACAACGACAUGAUUUAUGGUGUGAUUUCUUUUGUUACAAACAACUAUGCAUUUCUGAAACCAAGUUAUUUAAUAGAUGUGUGUGCAUACCUGGGGUGGAUAAAACAAAAAACUGGGAUACAAUAAAACAAACUGUCAUGAAAUAAAA